AUUUUCUAGAAGAGUGGGAAUAAUAUGAGGUUUUAUUAGGGGAGUCUGGAGACGUACGUUUAGGAGGAAAGGCUGCUGGACAGAAGACUGUCAUUGUUUUCAGAUAGGCUUUGAUCUCAAUAACAAGCUGUCAAUAUGCCCACUGAUGCCCAGCAAGAUGCCCGCUCCUUCCUGAGCGAGGAAAUGAUUGCUGAGUUCAAGGCUGCCUUCGACAUGUUCGACACUGAUGGUGGCGGUGAUAUCAGCACCAAGGAGUUGGGUACCGUCAUGAGGAUGCUGGGUCAAAAUCCAACCAGAGAGGAGCUGGAUGCCAUCAUUGAAGAAGUAGAUGAAGAUGGCAGUGGCACUAUUGACUUUGAGGAGUUCUUGGUCAUGAUGGUGCAGCAGCUAAAAGAAGAUCAAGCUGGCAAGACUGAAGAGGAACUAUCUGAAUGCUUCCGUGUCUUUGACAAGAAUCAAGAUGGUUUCAUUGAUCGUGAGGAGUUUGGGGAAAUCUUGCGUGCAACUGGUGAGCCGGUGACAGAAGAAGAGAUAAAUGAACUCAUGGCAGAUGCAGACACAAACAAAGAUGGGAAGAUUGAUUUUGAUGAGUUCCUUAAAAUGAUGGAGAACGUCCAGUAAGAAAAAAUUACAUUCCAUCCCCUCCAAACCCCUAAUGACAGCAUUCAAGACUCUUAAGAACAACCCAUGCUGAGAUUGUUGAAGAAAAAGAGAACUGAGGCAACACAACAUCAACAAUUAGGGCUGGAAUUUGCUUUGAAGGACAGAGAUUAUAGAUCAGUUGCGUCAUGUUGGAAAUGUUCCUCUGGGAUCGAACUGUGAUGGUGUCUAUAUAUAACCCUUCAAACCUUUUAAGAGGAAACCACUUACGCCUCCCCCCUCAGCUGUCCCCUACUACACCUGCUUAUUCCCAAGACAUGCAGCAAGUUUCCUUCAACCCCCUUCCCCUCUCCUUCACCCUUUACAGUGAUUCAAAAUAACCCUGCUACAGUACAAGCUUCAGAAACAGACUUGAUGUUGUCAUGGCGAUACGGAAUCUCUUUAGCUGACAUGUUUGCGGCGUCUGCAAAUCUAAUAAAAAGGCACAUCUUGGCCAAUCUAAUUGUUUA
Messenger RNA from Labeo rohita (rohu), 1109 nucleotides. RefSeq names its product troponin C2, fast skeletal type, tandem duplicate 1 (gene tnnc2.1). Gene Ontology annotation, molecular function: calcium ion binding; enzyme regulator activity. NCBI's taxonomy places the organism in Eukaryota, Metazoa, Chordata, Actinopteri, Cypriniformes, Cyprinidae. The record is from RefSeq and is a predicted model, not a curated record. The transcript is spliced from 6 exons. Bases 136 to 621 code for a protein of 161 amino acids.